AUGGAUUUUGAAAAUAUCACCCUGGACUCAACCAGAGAGAACCAGAGCAGCUGUGAUGUGUUUGUCUACCAAAGAGCUGCAGUGGUUCUCUUUCCUAUUUUCUACUCUGUGGUUUUCAUAAUUAGUGCAUGUGGCAACAGCUUGGUUCUCUAUGUAAUAUGCCAGAGGAAGCAGAAGAUCAACUCCACGUCCAUCUAUCUGGUCAAUCUGGCUGUAUCAGAUACCCUGUUCACACUGACGUUGCCUGGCAGAAUCAUUUACUACAUCCGCCACUUUGACUGGCCCUUUGGUGAUCUUCUCUGUAGACUUACCACACUUCUCUUUUUUGCCAAUACUUACGCAGGUAUUGGCUUCAUGACCUGUAUCAGUCUGGACCGAUACUUGGCCAUGGUGCAUCCACAUCGGUUGCAGUGUUUGCGGAGUGUGAAGGUGGUUCGCAGGGUCUGCUGCCUGGUCUGGGCUCUGGUAUGCCUGCAGAUAGCUCCCCUGUUGUUCCGCAGCAUGCUGCGUGAGCACCAGGAAAGACAAACCUGUAUGGAGUACUUUAACUUUGAUGGCUCCCGCGUAACCCCUUAUCUCCUGCUUCUGGCCUGUGCCACAUCCUUCUGCUGUCCGCUUAUCAUCAUUGUGGGCUGUUACACAAAGAUCAACCUGAAACUGCGAGCUGCAGCCAAGCAGAAUUCUAUAACUGGUCGAUCAAGGAGGAAUCAUAGAGCCAACACCAUUAUUCUCCUCAUCCUAGUUACCUUUCUCAUAUGCUUCAGUCCUUACCACCUGAACGUGAUGCAAUUUAUGACCAGAAAGAUAAAUCACCAGUCAACCUGUGAGGAGCUCAGGACCUUUAAGAUGUCUUUGCAGAUUACUGUUUCACUAAUGAACUUCAACUGCUGCUUGGACCCAGUCAUCUACUUCUUUGCCAUUAAGACGUACAAGAAGCGAGUGUUGAGCCUGUUUAAGGACUAUCUGUACACUACUGGUGCCUCCUCCAAAAUGACAACUGAGAACAGCAGCAGCAACACCUGAAAAAACCACAGCUAAAUUUGCAGAUGUGUAAACAACAAGUACAGAGAAGAUCUAGUUUACUCUGUAAAACACAAACACAAAAGGGAUAUUUUAGUCUCUCAUAUGAAUGAACAAGUCUUUCACUUAAGCUGUCAUGGCAACUUUACAUGUAUAUAAGUGUUUGUCCCCCAUCCCCCAACAUUUCUGCACCCUCUUUAAGUGUUGAGGACAACAUUUGUAUAAGAAAACUGUACAAAAUGUAUUGUUUCAUAUCUAUUAGAUUUUCUUAUUACCUUUCAUAUCCUUGCUUUUUCUGUAAACAUGUGUGUGACAGAACAGUAGUAUCCUACAGUUCCCAUUUUCUUUCUUUCAUUUUAACCAAAACUAAUUUAGGUUAAUCAGUGUUUGUGUACUAGGCCAAAGGUUUUUUGUUUCAGUGAUAAAUAAGCUGAGAUUUUGUUCAACUACGUAAAAUAUGCUGUGGGCAAUAAUACAGUAGUACAGCAGCUUUCACUUCCUUUGUGUUUUUUCCCCCAUGUCAUGUGGAAAAAAUUUUAAUGCGUGUGAGUUAAUGUCAGUGGUUUACUAUUUGACACCAAAGCUUGUAGUACAGUAGUGUCCUCCAGUUGUGUUUAUUCAUUUUAACCAAAACAAAUUUUAGUUAUUCUGUGUUUGUGUAUUAGAUGGCUCUUUGUUUCAAUAUUUAUGUUUACAAAGUGAAGAAAAUUUCCUAACCUUGAUAAAUAAGCUCAGAUUUUUUCCACUAUGUAAAAAUGUUGUGGUCAUUGAUGUAGUACUAUGGCAACUUUCGCUUCUCUACUCGCCCCAAGUCAUUUGGCAUGAACUUUCAUGUGUGUAAGCCCGUGUAAUCAGUUUGUUAUUUGACACUGAGGCCUAUCAUUAGAAAAAUCUGGUAUGGGUGCUCUUCUGCUUUAAAUAAAAAACAUU
Molecule: messenger RNA, 1950 nt
Organism: Scatophagus argus
Lineage: Eukaryota; Metazoa; Chordata; Actinopteri; Scatophagidae
Exons: 3
Coding region: 1-1023 (340 amino acids)
Biological process (GO): G protein-coupled receptor signaling pathway
Cellular component (GO): membrane
Molecular function (GO): G protein-coupled receptor activity; oxysterol binding
Source: RefSeq, a predicted model, not a curated record